UAGAUGUCAUUCACUGAGUAAUGUUUUGAUCAGGCGCAGCCGGAUUCUUGUGGCAAAUUUGUGACGAAAUCUCGGAAAUUAGACAGUCGUUUUCGAAAAAUGUAAUGACUGUGUUAUCUGAAUGUAUCAGGGAUGCAAUAGGCGUAUAGAAAUGAAAGCAGAAACCAAAUCUGAGUCGACUGAGUGAAGCAAUGAAGCAAGCAGCAUGAAUGCCCGAUCACAGACUUUUGAAGUUUCGGUGGAAGGGAGGCAGAUUGAGGAAGUCGUGCUGAGUCUUCUACAUACUCUGCUGUUCCAUAGGACGACUGGCAAGUUCCACUACAAGCAGGAAGGCACCUACGCCAUCGGCACGGUGGGCAUGGUGGACGUGGACUGCGAUUUCAUCGACUUCACCUACGUGCGCUGCCACUCGGCUGAGCUGGACCGAGUGCUGCGCAAAGAGGUCACCGCGUUCCGGGACUCGCUGCGGUCGAGCGACGGCCGGCUCAGCAACGGGCAGAUUUCCUUGGAGUUUUACCAGAAGAAGAAGAAUCGAUGGCCCUUUCCCGAUGAGAGCAUACCGUGGGAGGUUUGGACCAUCCAGAUCAACAACGUGACACUGUCAAAUGAGCAUGAGAGGCAGCUCUACCGGGAGAAGUUGGGGGAGAUCCUGGGAGAGAAGGUGAUCUGCAUCACGGAGGCCAUGGGACGACACGACUACCUGCCCAAGGUGCCCAACCAACCCCUGCUGGACACCGUCUUUGACGUCAGCUUCCCUGACGUACAGCCUUACCUCUUCAAGAUUUCCCAUCAGACUUCGGGGCCGGCCAACACGUCCGUGGGAACAACGAUGAGGAAACUACUACGGGACACACUGGCUUUAUGAUGACGGACACUGUAUCAAUUUCCAAGAUAGGAAUCUGUGAACACUUGAGGGCGCCCUUCAACUAAAGCGUCAACCGUGUGCAGGGUUACGUUUACCUGCUGUUUUUUGCCGGACCCAGAGGGCAGCUUCGUGUCCUCGUUGAACCCAGACCACUGACUGUGACGUGCGGGCCGGGCAGUGCUAUUGUAUAGGAUACUACCAAGUAAUGCAAACAAAUAGGCCAGCCAUUGUGUAGACCAGAUACAUGAACUUCUAGUGAAAAGUCAUUCUGAAUGGGUUGAACAAAAGUUAUGCACUACAAGACCAGCAUUACCAGUCUUGUCUUGCAUCCGCUUAACAUGAUUAUGCCCACUCGGAGUAAGAUAUUUCAUCACUUGUGAACCCAUAAGUGAAAAAAAUUGGUUUAAAAAAAUUUAUUUCCCUAUUAUUUUAAAAUGUAGCUAUCAUGAAAGUUGUUGAUUGUGUGGUAAUUAUCAUAUAUGUACAUGUUAUUUGAAUUUUAAUUGUGAUGCUUAACUUGUAAUUUUUAUACAUGUAUAGCGCUUUCCAUCAUAUCAAUAAUCUCAAAGCGCUUUACAAUU
Patiria miniata (bat star) is the source of this 1446-nucleotide messenger RNA. RefSeq names its product autophagy-related protein 101-like (gene atg101). Gene Ontology annotation, biological process: autophagosome assembly; autophagy. The record is from RefSeq and is a predicted model, not a curated record. Lineage: Eukaryota; Metazoa; Echinodermata; Asteroidea; Valvatida; Asterinidae. The coding region runs from base 206 to 865 and encodes 219 amino acids. Gene Ontology annotation, cellular component: phagophore assembly site. The transcript has 7 exons.